Messenger RNA from Malania oleifera, 1890 nucleotides. Its product is annotated as probable sphingolipid transporter spinster homolog 2. Gene Ontology annotation, biological process: transmembrane transport. Gene Ontology annotation, cellular component: membrane. The transcript has 16 exons. The record is from RefSeq and is a predicted model, not a curated record. The coding region runs from base 126 to 1739 and encodes 537 amino acids. NCBI's taxonomy places the organism in Eukaryota, Viridiplantae, Streptophyta, Magnoliopsida, Santalales, Ximeniaceae. Gene Ontology annotation, molecular function: transmembrane transporter activity.
UACUCUUCAAGAAAAAGCAAGAAAGGCAAAAAGUAAAGAAGUGCUCCUCGAAAUUAACGCCUUUGGACUUUUGGACUCCCCGGAGGAUAUUUUUUGGCUUAAAACAUCCGCAAUCGGACCGAGGAAUGGCAGCUGGAGGACCUCCACAGCCCCCCGAGCAACCCAAGCUCUCUGCGUUUCUCUCCGUCGACAACGAAAUGGCGAGGAGCGCGAACAGAGAUUCGUCUCCGAAGCCUUCAUGGUUCACCCCCAAAAGGUUACUUAUAAUCUUUUGUGUCAUUAAUAUGGUAAAUUAUGUGGAUCGAGGAGCAAUAGCAAGCAAUGGUGUGAAUGGGAGUCGUAGGACAUGCACAGAAAGUGGAAUAUGCACUUCGGGUAGCGGAAUUCAGGGGGAUUUUAACUUGAAUAAUUUUCAAGAUGGUGUUCUAUCAUCUGCAUUUAUGGUUGGACUUCUUGUUGCUUCUCCAAUAUUUGCAUCGUUGGCAAAGAGCCACAAUCCUUUUAGGCUUAUUGGAGUGGGAUUAUCUGUUUGGACAUUUGCUGCAGCUGGUUGUGGUGCUUCCUUUGAUUUUUGGACUAUUGCAAUAUGCCGCAUGUUGGUUGGUGUUGGUGAGGCUUCAUUCAUAAGUCUUGCAGCUCCAUUCAUAGAUGACAAUGCUCCUGUUGCUCAGAAAACAGCAUGGCUUGCAAUGUUUUACAUGUGUAUACCAACUGGGGUUGCUCUGGGCUACGUGUACGGUGGACUUGUUGGAGGCCAUUUUAAUUGGCGUUGUGCAUUCUGGGGGGAGGCAAUUUUAAUGUUUCCGUUUGCUGUUCUGGGUUUUGUAAUGAAACCUUUACAGUUGAAAGGUUUUGCUCCCGCUGAAUCAAAAAAGGCAUUGACAUCUGAGACAGCUGCUCCUGAAAAUGAAGGUUCUGGACAGUCAAAUGUUAAUGGUUGUAUGAUGACUGGAAAUGAAGGUAUCCAUAAUCAAGCCUCAAAUAAAAUGUCCAAGUCAAAGGGUGUGUUUUGUAGCCAGUUCUCAAGAUUGUGGAAAGACACAAAAGCACUUUUGCUUGAGAAAGUCUAUGUUGUCAAUGUUCUAGGUUACAUAGCAUACAACUUUGUCAUAGGAGCUUAUUCAUAUUGGGGGCCAAAGGCUGGCUAUAACAUUUAUCACAUGAGCAAUGCGGAUAUGAUGUUUGGUGGGGUUACAAUUGUGUGUGGAAUUUUGGGAACUUUAGCUGGGGGCUACAUUCUGGAUCGCAUAGAUGCCACGAUUUCUAAUGCUUUUAAGCUUCUUUCUGGAGCAACAUUUCUGGGGGCAAUCUUUUGCUUUAGUGCAUUCUGUCUAAGUAGCUUGUAUGGUUUUUUAGUCCUUUUUUCAGUUGGAGAGCUGCUUGUCUUUGCCACCCAGGCUCCAGUUAAUUAUGUGUGUCUUCAUUGUGUGAACCCAAGUUUGAGACCAUUAUCAAUGGCUAUAUCAACUGUUUCAAUCCACAUAUUUGGUGAUGUUCCUUCCUCACCACUUGUUGGUGUCCUGCAGGAUAAUGUUAACAAUUGGAGGGAGACAGCGCUUAUUCUAACAUCUGUUCUCUUUCUUGCUGCUGGAAUAUGGUUUGUAGGGAUGUUUCUGAACAGCGUGGAUAAGUUUAAUGAAGAUGCUGAGAAUCAAGUGUCCCCAGUCAGGAAAGCCAACAUGAAACCAUUGCUUGAAGGGAACAGGGAUGAGUUGCCAGAUACCCCUGUAGAGACGUAGAUUUUCACAGCAUUAUGUUUAUUAUUAUGGCUGUGCUGUGAGAAACCUUGUGAAUAACACCUCUUACUGGCAUUCUUCUGUUUUUUAGUUCAUGAAUUUUUGUAUAGUUCAUCAAUUAUCAAUGUUCUCACACAAUUUUUUACCUUCAAAA